Messenger RNA from Pantherophis guttatus, 1647 nucleotides. RefSeq names its product transmembrane protein 165 (gene TMEM165). The record is from RefSeq and is a predicted model, not a curated record. NCBI's taxonomy places the organism in Eukaryota, Metazoa, Chordata, Lepidosauria, Squamata, Colubridae. Gene Ontology annotation, biological process: Golgi calcium ion transport; manganese ion transmembrane transport; Golgi calcium ion homeostasis. Gene Ontology annotation, molecular function: calcium ion transmembrane transporter activity; manganese ion transmembrane transporter activity. Gene Ontology annotation, cellular component: Golgi apparatus.
CGGUUGGGUUGGGUUGCACGAUCGGCCUCUGAGGAAGCGGCCAUGGCGGCGGGGCGGCUUCCACUCACUUCCGCCUGUGGCGGCCGUUCUUUCCGAGACUGAGGGGAAAACGGGCCGGGCUCGGGGACAGAAAUGGCGGGGGUCCCGCGGUUAUGGCCGCUGCUGCUGCUGCUGCUGCUGCUGCUGGCCGCGGCCUUGGCGGCCCCCGAGCAAGAAGUCAACCGCGAGCGAGACUUCCCGCCUCACCAGGAGCAGCAGAAGCCGGCGCCGGCGCCUCACCAGCAGCCGGCGGUGCAAGGGCCGGACCUCCUCCGGGCUGAGAAAGGACCUACCCUCGUUGUUCCCGUCCAUUCUGUUAGCGAAGAGUCUUCAGACAAAACUAACCUAGGAUUUAUCCAUGCAUUCGUGGCUGCGAUUUCUGUCAUCAUUGUUUCAGAACUGGGCGAUAAAACCUUCUUCAUUGCUGCUAUUAUGGCAAUGCGUUACAAUCGCUUAACAGUGCUGGCUGGUGCUAUGCUGGCCUUAGGGCUGAUGACGUGUCUAUCUGUUUUAUUUGGUUACGCUACCACAGUAAUUCCUAGAAUAUAUACCUACUACGUGUCAACAGCACUCUUUGCAAUUUUUGGUAUCCGAAUGCUUCGAGAAGGCAUGAAGAUGAGCGCAGAUGAAGGUCAGGAAGAACUAGAGGAAGUCCAAGCAGAACUCAAAAAGAAAGAUGAAGAACUCCAGAGAAUGAAACUCUUAAAUGGCCCUGGAGAUAUGGAAGCGGGUACAGGCCCUGCAAUACCUCAGAAGAAAUGUCUGCAUUUUAUUUCUCCAAUUUUUUUGCAAGCAUUCACUUUAACGUUCCUAGCUGAAUGGGGCGAUCGCUCCCAAUUGACCACCAUUGUCCUGGCAGCAAGAGAGGACCCCUACGGUGUGGCUGUGGGUGGAACACUUGGGCAUAGUUUGUGUACAGGCCUAGCGGUGAUUGGAGGAAGAAUGAUAGCACAAAAAAUCUCAGUUCGAACUGUGACAAUCAUAGGAGGCAUUGUUUUCUUAGCCUUUGCAUUCUCUGCACUAUUUAUAAGCCCAGAUGUUGGAUUUUAGCAGGACUAUUUUUCCUCCUUUUCCUUGAAGAAUUAGAACCAGUGACUGCCAUUCGGCUUCCUGUAUAUAAUGUACAGCUACUUAUUCAAACAAGCACUGAAGGUGGGAUGCUGUAAUUUUUAUAGUAACAAUUAGUUUGAUAUGUUUUGUAGAUACAGUCUCUGCUGAACAAUUACAUGAUCUAUAUAUUUGGGAUAGGAAUAAUGUACAUUUGCUUACUGUACCGACUCAGAUAAACUGAGGUUUCAGCUCCUGAAAUUUUGCGGAGUUAUUUUACUUGCAGAUGUCCAAAAAAACACUGCUUGAAAACCCCCCCUUCGAUUUUAUUUCUCAAGUACAUGGUUCCACAAUCAGAAAUGGAGAGCUGUGCCAACAAUUAAGUCAUCUAUUCAAGAUAUUGAGCGUGGUGGACUUGUGGAAGAAUCAGGAUAUUUUGAUAUGGAAUGUGCUAAUUCAGAAAUGGUCUCAAAAUACAGAAUCCAUCUAGAUAUUUGCAGAUCAAUUUUUGUAUUUUACCGAACAUUUGAUGCAUUUUCAGAUUAAAAUAUUCUUAAAGUG